This is a messenger RNA of Aplysia californica (California sea hare), 564 nucleotides long. RefSeq lists its product as uncharacterized. The record is from RefSeq and is a predicted model, not a curated record. The transcript is spliced from 3 exons. Bases 38 to 454 code for a protein of 138 amino acids. NCBI's taxonomy places the organism in Eukaryota, Metazoa, Mollusca, Gastropoda, Aplysiida, Aplysiidae. Gene Ontology annotation, molecular function: calcium ion binding.
UCCCCCACCCCCUCCUUUUUUCCACAAUUUCCCCAGAAUGGCUCGUUAUCUCGCUCUCUUCGUGCUCCUCCCUGCCUUUGCCCUGGCUGUGGUGAACCUCAAGCCUUAUGACCAAACGGCCAAGCGCAUGUUGGGCAAAAUUGACGCCAACGGUGACAAAACCUUGUCACGUAGCGAGAUGGAGGCAAUCGUAGGCCAUGCUGACACAAACAAAGACCACAAAGUUACUGGUGCUGAGUUCAACGUAUGGGUCGAUAAGCACAUUCCUGCCCAGAGAGCAAUCAGCCAGGCCGUCUUCAAACUUUUCGACACGAACAGCGACAACAGUCUCAAAAAACAUGAUUUCGAUGUCUUCUUCAACCGCAUGGAUGCCGACAAGAAUCACUCAGUCUCCCAGAGCGAGUUUGUUGCUUACUGGGUCAACAUUUUCAAGAACUUGGAAGCCCAAGGCUAAACUGAAGAUAGGUGAGUCAUCCUGACGUUCUACAAUGAUGUUCAGUUGUUGGAAGACGCAUGUUGUACAAGAAAUUUGUUAAUAAAUUCAUUUCUUUGUUGAAAACAGAA